AUGGCGGCGGCGGCACCUGGGGCUCUUGGCGCCUUGCAGGCCUGCCGCGCCCGCUGGGUGGCCGCUGGCUGCGCGCCGCUCGGGCCUGGGUGGAGGCUGUCCGGCCCCUUGACGGGCCCGCGGCUCGGUUCGGCGACCUGGGUCCGGGGCUGGGCGCCGGCAGCCGGGAGGGCGACGCUGCGGCGGGGCUACAGCUCUGAGGUGAAGACGGAGGACGAGCUGCGGGUGCGGUACCUGGAGGAGGAGAACCGAGGCAUUGUGGUGCUUGGGAUAAACAGAGCUCAUGCCAAAAAUUCAUUCAGUAAAAACCUUGUUAAAACGCUCUCAAAAGCUGUGGAUGCUUUAAAAUCCGAUAAGAAAGUGCGGACCGUAAUAGUCAGGAGUGAAGUCCCAGGGAUAUUCUGUGCUGGUGCCGACCUUAAGGAAAGGGCCAGAAUGAAUCCCAGUGAAGUUGGUCCUUUUGUCUCCAAAAUAAGAGCUGUGAUUAAUGAAGUCGCUAACCUGCCUGUGCCGACGAUCGCGGCCAUCGACGGGCUGGCUCUAGGUGGUGGUCUGGAGCUGGCGCUGGCCUGUGACAUCCGAGUGGCAGCGUCUUCUGCAAAAAUGGGCCUGGUUGAAACAAAGUUGGCCAUCAUUCCCGGUGGAGGGGGGACGCAGCGCCUGCCCCGCACCAUCGGCACAUCGCUGGCCAAGGAGCUCAUCUUCUCCGCGCGGGUGCUGGACGGCCAGGAAGCCAAGGCCGUGGGCCUCAUCAGCCACGUCCUGGAGCAGAACGCAGAGGGCGAUGCAGCCUACAGAAAGGCCCUGGACCUGGCGCGGGAGUUCUUGCCUCAGGGACCUGUUGCAAUGCGAGUGGCAAAAUUAGCCAUUAAUCAAGGGAUGGAGGUUGAUUUAAUAACAGGCUUAGCCAUAGAAGAAGCUUGUUAUGCUCAGACCAUUCCAACGAAGGACAGACUGGAAGGGCUCCUGGCGUUUAAGGAGAAAAGAUCCCCCCGCUACAGGGGGGAGUAAGCGAGCGCGACCGCAAAGUGCCGGGGUGACCGCGUGGGGCGUCUCUCAGGCCAGGUGGCUCAGCGCCUGGAAUGCCAGGGACCAAAGCCGAGAGCGCCAGCCUUCAGCGCCGGGGCACCUGCUGUCGGCCCCCAUGCUUUGUUCUCCUGUGCGCAGGCCACACGCGUCCAGAUCCGUGAGCUUGCAGUGCACUCGCUCGGAGCUGGUCUGAAGCUAGGCAGACAUCCAGAUGCUCCCUGCACACGGAGCUUUGUGUUCCCGGUGUUUGGUGUGAAUGAUGUAUAUAUUGCACACUCUAGGAAGUGAUGAUUGUAUGUCUGCUGUGCUGCAAUAUGAGAAUAAACAUUUCUAUAUACCAAAAAACGUGAUGUUUACCAACCAGUCUCUAAGAGUUAUACACACAGGCACACACACACGUCUCACACCGAGAAGGAGAUUGAUAGAUCCCUAAGUGAAACUGACCAAUUCUAAAUAAAAUCAGUGAAAAGGAGACUUGGGGAUUUUUCUCUUACCCUGCUCUUUUUUAAUCGAAUAAAGCAUCACAUGUUGGAUUUUAGGAGAAACCACCUUUCCCUGUGGACUCUGGUUAUCAGGCGACCUCACACAGUCAAUCAAGAGGACAGUGUGGUUGGUGGAGAAUUAG
This is a messenger RNA of Molossus molossus (Pallas's mastiff bat), 1654 nucleotides long. It is a transcript of the gene AUH, whose product is annotated as AU RNA binding methylglutaconyl-CoA hydratase. Gene Ontology annotation, biological process: fatty acid beta-oxidation. Gene Ontology annotation, molecular function: enoyl-CoA hydratase activity. The transcript is spliced from 10 exons. Gene Ontology annotation, cellular component: mitochondrion. Lineage: Eukaryota; Metazoa; Chordata; Mammalia; Chiroptera; Molossidae. The coding region runs from base 1 to 1011 and encodes 336 amino acids. The record is from RefSeq and is a predicted model, not a curated record.